AUGCAGCUCUACAGCAGCGUCUGCACCCACUACCCCGCCGGGGCGCCGGGUCCCACGGCCGCAGCCCCCGCUCCGCCCGCCACCGCCGCCGCCGCCGCCCCCUUCAAGGUCUCGCUGCAGCCGCCGGGCGCCGCCAGCGGAGCGCCCGAGCCCGAGACCGGUGAGUGCCAGCCCGCUGCGGCCGCCGAGCCCCGGGAAGCCGCCGCCGCCAAGAUGCCCGCCUUCGCCUCCUGCUUCGAGAUGGUGCCUGGGGCCGCCGCGCCCGCCUCUGCCGCCGGCCCGCCCGGCGCGUCCUGCAAGCCGCCGCUGCCGCCGCACUACACGUCCACGGCGCAGAUCACCGUGCGGGCCCUGGGCGCCGACAGGCUCCUGCUGCACGGGCCCGAGCCAGGGCCCGGCGCCGCGGCGCCCGCCGCCGCCCAGCGCGGCCGGUGCCUCUUGCUGGCUCCCGCGCCCGCCGCCCCGGUGCCGCCGCGGCGGGGCUCCUCGGCCUGGCUCCUGGAGGAGCUGCUGCGGCCCGACUGCCCCGAGCCCGCGGGCCUGGACGCCGCCCGGGAGGGGCCCGACAGAAACUUCCGACUGAGCGAGCACCGCCAGGCCCUGGCCGCCGCCAAGCACCGAGGCCCCGCGCCGCCCCCGGGGAGCCCGGAACCCAGCGCCGGCCCGUGGGGCGAGGAGCACCUGGCGGAGAGGAGCCCCCGGGGCUGGGAGAGGGGCGGCGACCGCAGCGACCCUGCCGGCGGGGACGUGGCGUGGCGGCCCGACCCUGAGGCCGAGGCGCCCCCCACGCGGAGCGGCGAGGCUGCCCAGAGCAGCGGGGCCGAGACGGUGGUCGUGUCCAGGUCGGAUCCCAGAGACGAGAAGCUGGCCCUGUACUUGGCCGAGGUGGAGCGGCAAGACAAGUACCUGCGACAGAGGAAUAAGUACCGGUUCCACAUCAUUCCCGACGGCAACUGCCUCUACCGAGCUGUCAGCAAGACCGUGUACGGGGACCAGAGCCUGCACCGGGAGCUGAGGGAGCAGACGGUGCACUACAUCGCGGAUCACCUCGACCACUUCAGCCCCCUGAUUGAGGGCGACGUGGGGGAGUUUAUCAUCGCUGCUGCCCAAGACGGGGCGUGGGCCGGGUACCCGGAAUUGCUGGCCAUGGGGCAGAUGCUGAAUGUGAAUAUCCACUUAACUACUGGAGGGAGGUUGGAGAGCCCCACGGUGUCUACUAUGAUUCACUAUUUGGGCCCGGAGGAUUCCCUGAGGCCUAGCAUUUGGCUUAGUUGGCUUAGUAAUGGACACUAUGAUGCGGUAUUUGAUCACUCCUAUCCCAACCCAGAGUAUGACAACUGGUGCAAACAAACUCAAGUGCAAAGAAAACGCGAUGAAGAACUUGCCAAAUCCAUGGCCAUAUCCCUAUCCAAAAUGUAUAUUGAACAAAAUGCAUGCUCUUGAAUCAAUGUCUGGAAACCUUACACCCUGGGAAAAUUGCGUACGUAACUUAUGUGUUUGGAGAAUCACAUGAACUCUAAUCAGGGUAAUAGCACUUUUAAACUUUCUAGUAGAUUUACUGUAGGUGUAAUGCCUUAAUCAUUUUUUUGAAUGUUUUCUCAGAGCUGAAGGUUGCUGGGCGCCUAAAUGAUGUUUCAUGAUCGCUUUGGGUGAUCCUACUGCUAUUUAUAAUUUGCUGUAUAAAGUGAGCACUACUUAAUUUGCAAGCUAAUUUCUCACAGUGUAAAUUUGUUCAUUCCUGGUAGUCUAUUUUCUAUAAAAAUGUAUUUUUGCACAACA
Molecule: messenger RNA, 1779 nt
Organism: Propithecus coquereli (Coquerel's sifaka)
Lineage: Eukaryota; Metazoa; Chordata; Mammalia; Primates; Indriidae
Gene: OTUD1
Product: OTU deubiquitinase 1
Exons: 1
Coding region: 1-1443 (480 amino acids)
Biological process (GO): protein deubiquitination
Molecular function (GO): cysteine-type deubiquitinase activity
Source: RefSeq, a predicted model, not a curated record